Molecule: messenger RNA, 3889 nt
Organism: Erpetoichthys calabaricus (reedfish)
Lineage: Eukaryota; Metazoa; Chordata; Cladistia; Polypteriformes; Polypteridae
Gene: pou3f2b
Product: POU class 3 homeobox 2b
Exons: 1
Coding region: 229-1374 (381 amino acids)
Biological process (GO): brain development; regulation of transcription by RNA polymerase II
Cellular component (GO): nucleus
Molecular function (GO): RNA polymerase II cis-regulatory region sequence-specific DNA binding; DNA-binding transcription factor activity, RNA polymerase II-specific
Source: RefSeq, a predicted model, not a curated record
GUUUGUAAGAAACACGGAUGGCCAAUCGGCUGCGACAUCGGCGGCCGUUGAUAGGGGCAACCACGUCUAUCAAAAGGCUAAGAGCCAAUAGGAGCCGGGCCAAGGAGGAGUUCAGGUGCGCUUCGUUGCGUCCACUUGGCAAACAGCCUGGGAGACGCCUGUGGCAAAAAAGUAACUGUCAAAUGCACGGCUCCUUUAACAAGAGCGAUCAGUCCGGCUCCAAGAGUCAUGGCGACAACAGCGUCUAAUCAUUACAAUAUUCUCACCUCCAGCUCCUCCAUCGUGCACUCGGAGCCCGGGAGCAUGCAGCAAGGGACGGCUUACAGAGAUGCACAGACACUGUUGCAAAGCGAUUACAGUCUACAGAGUAACGGGCACCCUCUGAGCCACGCUCAUCAGUGGAUAACCGCUCUGUCACACGGCGAUACUGCUCCCUGGUCCACCAGUCCCCUGAGCCAGCAGGACAUCAAGCCAGCAGUGCAAACCGUCAGGGACGAUCUCCACAAUUCCAGCGGCUUGCAGCAUCAGACGAGACCGCCUCAUCUAGUGCACCAGUCGCAUGGGAACCAUCACGAUGCGAGAGCUUGGAGGACUACAACAGCUGCUCACAUCCCCAGCAUGGCAUCUUCAAAUGGACAGAGCUUAAUUUAUUCGCAGCCCGGGUUCAGUGUUAAUGGCAUGAUCCCGGGGGCCGGCCAAGGAAUGCACCAUCACGGUUUGAGGGACACCCACGAGGACCAUCACAGCCCCCAUCUCAGCGACCACGGCCAUCAGCAGCAGCAACAGCCGCAGCGUCAGCACCAGCAGCAUCAGGGCCACCACGACCAUUCAGACGAGGACACGCCGACCUCGGAUGACUUGGAGCAAUUCGCAAAACAGUUCAAACAGAGGAGGAUCAAGCUAGGCUUUACCCAGGCUGAUGUGGGGCUAGCCCUGGGCACGCUAUAUGGUAAUGUGUUUUCCCAAACGACGAUCUGCAGGUUCGAGGCCCUACAGUUGAGCUUCAAGAACAUGUGCAAACUCAAGCCUUUAUUGAACAAGUGGUUGGAGGAAGCGGACUCUUCCUCGGGGAGCCCAACCAGCCUCGAUAAGAUAGCGGCACAAGGCAGGAAGCGCAAAAAGCGGACCUCCAUCGAGGUAAGCGUCAAGGGCGCUCUGGAGAGCCAUUUCUUAAAAUGCCCCAAACCUUCGGCCCCGGAAAUCACUUCACUGGCAGACAGUCUUCAGUUGGAGAAAGAGGUGGUACGGGUAUGGUUUUGUAACAGAAGACAGAAAGAGAAAAGGAUGACGCCUCCCGGGGGACCACUCCCGGGACCUGAGGAUGUUUAUGGGGACACCCCACCACAUCACGGGGUUCAGACUCCAGUACAAUGAACACAGACGGACCUCCUAAAAGUUUUUUUUUCUUUUUUUUCCCUUUCGAUUGUGUCAAUUUCUAUUUCAAUUAAAAUAGCAAACAAAUAUAAGCACUGGACUAUCUGUCAUGAUAGCGGGUGUUGCGAUAUGUUUCUUUUUGACCUGAGAGGGGAGCACCCAGGCAAUGCAGUGAGUAUUUGAAAACAACGACAGCGGCGGCAGCGACAGCACCAGCGGCUGCUGCAACCUAAUAACAAUAAUAAUAAAUCAGGCACUGAGAUUACACGUUAUCUUUUGUUGUUAUUUGUUUGUUUAAAACGAGUGAAAGAUAAUGCUACGAAAAGAGGAAUAUGCGUUCUGUAAAGAUAUGCCCAGCACUGUGACAUAUGACGCUUUCUAACGUGUAGCCCCAUUGUGGAAACGUAUGUCAAAUAAGUCUGUCAGAUUUACAAGGAUUUCUUUGUGACGACAAUAAUAACAUUAAUAGUAACCAACAUACAGUUUCUUUGUAUUAUUACGGCAAAAAAUCUGAACUACUAUCAUCAGAAUGUAAUACCAUCAUUGUAAAUGGAGUGCAGUUCUGCAAAAAUGAGCGUGCGUAAUGGGGGGAAAAAGCUGUCGCGCGAAAUCUGGAGAUAUUAAAAUCAAUAUCUCCAAUGUUCUAUACGAGAAUAGUUUAAAUUUAGGACUGUCCAUAUCCCCUAUCCGUAGGAUAAAGGCAUAUGAAGAGAAUACGCCUGACACAUGUAAAGAGGUACCUUGCAACGUAUUUAACAACGGCGGAAAACCUGAUGACGGUUUUCAGUAUGUGCGGCUCUGGGAAUAAAAUAGCACUUUCCACGUUUGUUCCGCUAUUUUGUUGUAUGUCCCUACAACAGUUCACUGAAUGAUAUGUAAAUAUUGUAUAUUUCUAUUGGAAAUGCAUAGCUGAAUUUCUUUGCACAUUGGGGCACUUUUCUUUUCAAUGUUUUCUUUGAAAGACUAAACAGGCUGAACUGUUCAUUUAUUUUUUUAUCCGACAUACAUUUUGUAUUAGGUUUUAAUACGUUAUAUUUUUAUUUAAAGCGAUAUUUGUAAUGUAGUGGAUAUAAUAUCAAAUGGAAUUAUUUGCAAAAAUCAAUCCUACUAUUCAUCUUGAUUUUUGAUAGUACUUUCUUUUGUCCGCUGCUCACUUCAAGUACAAAAUUCUGCUUGGGCAUCAUCUUUGCAGAUUAAUUCUAAUGUUCACGAAAAUGUGAAAAACGAAUCAUUGACUUUCAGGGUUUAUAAAAAAAAGUUGUGUUAAAGAUUGAAAAGGACGCUGUACAACACUUUUAAAAUAAAUUAACUAAAUGUUAAUUGGACGGCUACAUUUGUCAUAGAUAUAGUGUCAGAAUCCAGUCCAUCUUUAGUUAAAAAAGAAAUGGAAAACAAACGAUACGAUCAUGAAAAGGAAUAUAAUAUAUAUAUAUAUAUAUAUAUAUAUAUAUAUAUAUAUAUAUAUAUAUAUAUGCAUAUAUAUAAAAAGACAGAAAAUACCAUUGCCGGUAGCGUUAGUGUUAUUUUGUGGUACACAAUGCCAUGCCUGGGAAGAGAUCACCACUGUAUUUUACAAACCGUAUUAUUUAUUUUUUGAAUGGGUUCUGUUAAAAACUAUCGUCCAUGCCCAUGUCUCUAAAGUACAUAAGCAUUGACUGAUAUGUGUUAACAUGAUUGUAACUUAUUGGGAAAUAGCUUUCUAGUGAUAAAAUCAGGACGGUUAGAUUGUGAACAGAUUGAAUUAACUCUGAACAUGAAACUAGGAGUAGACUGUCCAUAAGAAACAGGAGGUGGCAAUAUGCUAGUAAAAAAAAAAAACAUUGAAAGUUUUACUUUUUUUCUUUUUAUUUCAACUGAAAGGGGUUGCCAUACACACCUUACCACAAUGUAUAUAUGUGUAUAUUUGUCUUUUGAAUUAGGGACGGGAUUCAAAUGGAUUUGUUCUUUGUACAUUUCUUUUUAUUUAAAAUAUGCUGCCCAGGGAAAUAUUUUCAUAUCAUUUAAAGUGGCCUGCCUCAAUGUAAUUUAUUUCUUUGAAGUCAAACAAAACACAAAAAAAAGUUCUGGGGACAGUUCUUUACUUCUGUAGCUUUAAAUAAUUAGAUGAACCAGAUCUUUGUGGGAUGUAUUUUUUAUUAUUUUUAUUUUUGUUAUGCUUUUUUAACAUUUAUUUUACAGACUUUGUUUUGGUACAUUUGGAUGUGCUUGUGGGGGAAAAAAAUAAAACAGCGCAGAGUUCAUUAUAUAUUUAUGUUAAAGUAAUAUUUUAUUACUUACAUAAAAUAAGAAUUGCACAACAUUUUAAGUAUGAUCAUUGAAGUUCGUUUUGUUUUUCAUCACCUCAAGUGUUUUUGUCAUGUUCAGACAGCUCAUAAGAGAGUUGGGUCUUUUUAUUUUUCUACUUUGAUUACUAUUAUUAUUUUAUUUUUUGAGGACAAAAUUGACGUUGUCCAAAUAAGCUUUUCUUGUGUAUCACAAAUAAGAAUAAAAGUAUAAUGAUGCAAAAGGAAAAAAA